Messenger RNA from Vitrella brassicaformis, 1297 nucleotides. The record is from the annotation of a GenBank genome assembly. NCBI's taxonomy places the organism in Eukaryota, Vitrellaceae.
CGUUCAUUCAUUCAUUCAUCGGUCGGGGCACCGUCACACACCAGUGUCAACAAAGAAAGAAAGAAACCAACCAAAAGAAAAACCCCAUAGCCAGCUGCCCCUCUCCCUCACUCAUUCAACAGCAAGGUAGAGGUUGAUGUCUAAGCUCAGCUCUGCAAACUCUCCUUCACUCACGGGCGGCAGCUUCUUGACUUUCCGCUUCAGAUUGAACCCGUGCCACUCCCCCUUGCAGUGAGACCGGUACUCAGGCGCCUCCUGAAACCCAACUUGACACGUCGAACACGUGAACUUCUGCCUGGUGGUCUCAUUAUCACCCUCGCCUCUGCUUGCCGGCUGGUGGUCGCUCGCUGCAGUGUCGCCUGCCGGCGCGCUGGAUCUUGUUGCUGCCUCCUGCUGGUUGUUGUCUGGCUCUUUGUGCCGUCCUCGUAGCGGUCGGGCUGGAGGCUUGCUGAUGCCCGUAGCGCCCGCAUUUGAGCUGAGCAGCUGGAGGGAGCCGGGAGGGGCGAGCUCUUUCAGCACCAUGUGGUCAAGCUGCCGAUAGUGACUAGGCUCGCAGCAGAACACCACACUAUAGCCACCUGACUCAGUCUCGGUCUCGAUGACGGCCUCAAGAGCCGCCAGCGUCUCGUGGACCUUGUCACGAUGUGUGGCGUCACAUGUGAUCUGCAGGCGCAUCUUGGCUCGCGCGAUGGACUCGGGCAUCUGUGUGACGAGCAUGUCGAUGGCCUUGAGGGCCUGCUUCUUGGCUGGCUCGUUCUGCUUGACCGAGUAGCCGAGGUCCUUGAGAGCCGACUCCACCAUGUUCGUCGUCAGCGGCAGGCCCGUCUUGAGAUUGACGCACUUCUCGGCGACAAUGCCGACGAUGUCCUUGAGCAGCGAGUCCUGGACAUGGUGCCGCUCCUUCUCGCUCACUUGGAUCUCGCCCUUCUCGAGUAUCAGCCGGCACACAGUGUCCUCAUCGGUCGUCCCGAACGCCAUCUGCACGUCGUCUUUGUUGGCGUACUGUCCCUUGCCGACGUUCGAGAAGACAGCACGGAUCUGUAGCACUUCGUCGAGGUCCUUCUCGAUGCCCGAGCGGUAGUUGAGCACCUUGUUCUUGUAGCACGCCACCUCGAAGCGCUUCCCAUGAGUCUUGUAGCGCACCACAGCCACAUUGGUCAGACGCACCUGACCGACAGGCUGAAACACACCACGGGACAUCGUUGGAUCACGGUCAGAGAUUAUCAGGUCGGUGUGGAUGCGGCUGCACAGCUGUGCCAGCCACCAUCAGGCCCGUCCCUUGGCUUUUCUCUCCAGC